This is a messenger RNA of Rhinopithecus roxellana (golden snub-nosed monkey), 795 nucleotides long. RefSeq names its product EF-hand calcium-binding domain-containing protein 3-like. The transcript is spliced from 7 exons. Gene Ontology annotation, molecular function: calcium ion binding. Lineage: Eukaryota; Metazoa; Chordata; Mammalia; Primates; Cercopithecidae. The record is from RefSeq and is a predicted model, not a curated record.
AUGGCCACAAAGGCUGAACAUACCAUGAGGAGGGCAACAGAAAUCCAGGGCCUUGUGGCUGCCCAUCCAGCAGAGUCAGGUCCAGAUGCUGGGUCUGAGAGCUUGACAGGCAAGACACCCCAGCAGCUGGCAGCCUUCCAGGAUAUCUUCAAACUCUUCAGCUGCAGCCCAACAGGUACCGUGGACAUGCGCAGCAUGAAAGGUGCCCUAGGCAAUGUGGGUAUCCAACUGAGUCCACAGGAGACGUUCGAGGCUCUGCGGCAGGCAGACUUGGAUGGUGUUGGAAUCGUAAGCUUCAGUGACUUCCUGGGUGUCUUCAAUGACAACCACCGCUUGGCUCAGUGCAUGGGUGAGGGGCAAGGCUGCCAGGUCUGUGACCCCCAGGGACUGCAGACCCUGUUCUUGGAAAUGCUGUUCAAGCUGCUGGGCCGGGGCUUUGUGCCCUCCAAAUUGGCACAGGAGGUGAUGAGCUACUACUUCAAGAAGCAGUGGGCUCUGGGGCUCAGCCCAGGCUGCGGGGGUUGGGGGGCGCUCCACGCGGGCCUCACCUUCUGCCACGCGGCGCGCAUCAGCGGCCUCUCCAACUAGGAGCUGGCGCGCUCGCUGCACAGACUGCACGAAGGAUCCCGGGCCAGCCACGAGAGCCUCCGUCCCCUCAAACAGGGCUCCCUCGCCGCCAACUCUAGUAAAGAAGCAGUCUUUCUCCCAGGCGCCCGCUGGUUUGCAGAGGCCUGCUAUGAAGAGCUUGUACAAGUAAAGCGUUUGCUGAGCGAAACAGGCUGCGGCGGGCACUGA